Molecule: messenger RNA, 2078 nt
Organism: Exophiala mesophila
Lineage: Eukaryota; Fungi; Ascomycota; Eurotiomycetes; Chaetothyriales; Herpotrichiellaceae
Exons: 5
Coding region: 131-1936 (601 amino acids)
Source: RefSeq, a predicted model, not a curated record
CGGCAAUUGGACUGGUGACCGACAGUACAUGUUCCUAUUUGAGGAGCUUCAUCCUCGUCAUCGGUGUCUGUCGAGAAUCUAAGUGGGCAGAGGUGAGAGGUUCGUACAGGUUAUAUUACUAUCCAGGUAAAUGAUGCAAAGAAUCGUUGGUCAACAAUUACUGGUCAAGAUGCCCUUCAGCUUCUUGAUACUCUCAAUUGGGAUUGCUUAUCUGGUGACACUCACAAAUGCGCAGAAUGCUACCGUCGAUCUCGCCUCCGCACAGAUCCUGACUGAUCCUUUCCCUCAUUAUUACCCAAAUGAGGAUGCUCCAGCAACCGACAUCUUUCCCAUGCCAGCAUGCCAGGGCGUGACACUGGAAGAGGCCACCAUCGAUCAGCUGCAGGAGUACAUGGGCUCUGGCUCACUCACUGCCGUGGACUUGGUCAACUGCUAUUUCGCCCGCUACACCCAAGUCAACAACUACGUCAAUGGCAUCUUGCAGUGGAAUCCGGAUGCUCUGGCGAUUGCCCAGAUCCUCGACGCUGAGAGAGCCGCAGGUCGGGUCCGGGGUCCUUUACACGGGAUCCCAUUCCUCGUCAAAGACAAUAUUGCAACCAAGGACAAGAUGGACACGACGGCGGGAUCAUGGAUGCUGGUCGGCUCCAUUGUGCCUCGUGAUGCCUUUGUCGUCACUAAGCUGAGAAAUGCCGGUGCUUUGCUCUUGGGCCAUGCUACGCUUUCAGAAUGGGCCGACAUGAGGUCCAACAACUACUCCGAGGGAUACAGCCCACGAGGCGAUCAAGCUAGAAGCCCCUACAAUGCAACGGUGAACCCGGGCGGCAGCAGUUCAGGGUCCGCCGUCGCCGUCGCCGCAAAUCAAGCCAUGUUCUCACUAGGAACCGAGACCGACGGCUCUGUCAUCAAUCCCGCCGAACGCGCGUCCGUAUGUGGGAUCAAACCAUCCGUAGGCCUGACUUCCCGCGCCGGUGUGAUCCCCGAGUCCAUUCAUCAAGACACCGUCGGCACAUUUGGACGGACUGUACGCGAUGCCGUGUACGCUCUCGACGCCAUCUACGGCGUCGAUGAGAGGGAUAAUUACACUCUAGCCCAGAUUGGUCAUACUCCUGAAGGUGGAUACGCCCAGUUUUUGACCAAUAAAUCGGCCCUGAAUGGCGCUGUUUUUGGUCUCCCGUGGGAUAGCUUCUGGGCUUUGAAUGAACCUGGACAGAACGAUGAUCUCUUGGAACUCAUUGCAUUGAUCGAAAGUGCUGGUGCGACCGUUAUCAACGGGACCGAGUUGCCGGGUUAUGAGGACAUUGUAAGCCCCGAUGGCUGGGAUUGGGAUUAUGGUGGAACACGGGGCUAUCCCAAUGAAAGUGAAUACACGGUGGUCAAGGUCGACUUUUACAACAACAUCGAAGCAUAUCUAUCAGAGCUAACCAAUACUCCGAUCCGCACACUGGAGGAUAUUGUUGAAUACAACAUCGCGAAUCUAGGCAGCGAAGGAGGCCUACCAGGGAUUCACCCUGCGUUUGGUUCCGGUCAGGAUGGAUUCCUCGCGUCUCUGGAGAGUGGUGGAGUCAUGGACGAGACUUAUUUCCAGGCCUUGGAAUACACGCAACGGACGACACGUGAGGGGAUUGACGGGGCUUUGGGAGGCCGCGGCGGUGCUGUCAAAGUCGAUGCUUUGCUCGUUCCACCGGAUGUCGGCCAGACAUACCAGAUCGCUGCCCAGGCCCAGUAUCCCAUGGUGACUAUUCCGGCUGGCAUGGGUGGUGUCAGUGGUAUGCCCUUUGGUCUGGCCUUUAUGGGCUCCAUGUGGAGUGAACCCGAAUUGAUUCACUGGGCUAGUGCUGUCGAGGAUCUGCAGUUGACUUCCUCGACCCCUUGGAAGAGACAAAGGCCGACCUGGGGAGAUUAUCUGGCAAAGAACUUGCCUGUUCUCUGGGCUUGACCGCUGGAACGUGACACUCAUAUCUCAUUACACAGGUCUUUUAAAUAUACACAUAAUGGUUUGGAUGUGGCUCUGGGUUCUCGCUAUAUUCAAGGAAUCUAGUAAUCAAUAGAGGAACGUCGAUCCAAAACUAGUUACUCAC